AGAAAAUGAAUGAAACAUGACAUAUGAGAGAUGUAAUUGUUAGUUUUAUGGCGGCUAUCACAGGGACAGACAAGAGUUGGGACCAACGACACCUCCAUCGUCACAAUGGCAGAAGCCUCCAGCCAGCUCUGCCAUGUCGAGGAGGCCACCCCCAGCACUGGUGUGGUGGUGGAUGUGGGGGAGAUGGAGGAUGAAGAGACCCACAACCCACAACCUUGAAAGAAGCCAUGUAUAAUGAAUACUAUUGUGGAAGAGCUGGAGAUAGACGAUAGAGAGACCAACGACACCUCCACCAUCGAGGAGGUCGUCCGGAGCAUGGUGGAUGUGGAGAGGGAGGAUGAAGAGGCCAACGACACCUCCACCAUCGAGGAGGUCGUCCCCACCACUGGUGUGACAGUGAAGGUUGUGGAGAUUGAGGAUGAAGAGACCCACGACACCUCCACCAUGGUGGUGUCAGUUGACGAGGCCUCCAACCACCUCUGCCCUCCCAAGGAGGCCAUCCCCAGCUCUGUAAUGGCGGUGGCUGUGGAGGUGGAGGAUGAAGAGACCAACGACACCUCCACCAUCGAGGAGGUCGUCCGGAGCAUGGUGGAUGUGGAGAGGGAGGAUGAAGAGGCCAACGACACCUCCACCAUCGAGGAGGUCGUCCCCACCACUGGUGUGACAGUGAAGGUUGUGGAGAUUGAGGAUGAAGAGACCCACGACACCUCCACCAUGGUGGUGUCAGUUGACGAGGCCUCCAACCACCUCUGCCCUCCCAAGGAGGCCAUCCCCAGCUCUGUAAUGGCGGUGGCUGUGGAGGUGGAGGAUGAAGAGACCAACGACACCUCCACCAUCGAGGAGGUCGUCCGGAGCAUGGUGGAUGUGGAGAGGGAGGAUGAAGAGGCCAACGACACCUCCACCAUCGAGGAGGUCGUCCCCACCACUGGUGUGACAGUGAAGGUUGUGGAGAUUGAGGAUGAAGAGACCCACGACACCUCCACCAUGGUGGUGUCAGUUGACGAGGCCUCCAACCACCUCUGCCCUCCCAAGGAGGCCAUCCCCAGCUCUGUAAUGGCGGUGGCUGUGGAGGUGGAGGAUGAAGAGACCAACGACACCUCCACCAUCGAGGAGGUCGUCCGGAGCAUGGUGGAUGUGGAGAGGGAGGAUGAAGAGGCCAACGACACCUCCACCAUCGAGGAGGUCGUCCCCACCACUGGUGUGACAGUGAAGGUUGUGGAGAUUGAGGAUGAAGAGACCCACGACACCUCCACCAUGGUGGUGUCAGUUGACGAGGCCUCCAACCACCUCUGCCCUCCCAAGGAGGCCAUCCCCAGCUCUGUAAUGGCGGUGGCUGUGGAGGUGGAGGAUGAAGAGACCAACGACACCUCCACCAUCGAGGAGGUCGUCCGGAGCAUGGUGGAUGUGGAGAGGGAGGAUGAAGAGGCCAACGACACCUCCACCAUCGAGGAGGUCGUCCCCACCACUGGUGUGACAGUGAAGGUUGUGGAGAUUGAGGAUGAAGAGACCCACGACACCUCCACCAUGGUGGUGUCAGUUGACGAGGCCUCCAACCACCUCUGCCCUCCCAAGGAGGCCAUCCCCAGCUCUGUAAUGGCGGUGGCUGUGGAGGUGGAGGAUGAAGAGACCAACGACACCUCCACCAUCGAGGAGGUCGUCCGGAGCAUGGUGGAUGUGGAGAGGGAGGAUGAAGAGGCCAACGACACCUCCACCAUCGAGGAGGUCGUCCCCACCACUGGUGUGACAGUGAAGGUUGUGGAGAUUGAGGAUGAAGAGACCCACGACACCUCCACCAUGGUGGUGUCAGUUGACGAGGCCUCCAACCACCUCUGCCCUCCCAAGGAGGCCAUCCCCAGCUCUGUAAUGGCGGUGGCUGUGGAGGUGGAGGAUGAAGAGACCAACGACACCUCCACCAUCGAGGAGGUCGUCCGGAGCAUGGUGGAUGUGGAGAGGGAGGAUGAAGAGGCCAACGACACCUCCACCAUCGAGGAGGUCGUCCCCACCACUGGUGUGACAGUGAAGGUUGUGGAGAUUGAGGAUGAAGAGACCCACGACACCUCCACCAUGGUGGUGUCAGUUGACGAGGCCUCCAACCACCUCUGCCCUCCCAAGGAGGCCAUCCCCAGCUCUGUAAUGGCGGUGGCUGUGGAGGUGGAGGAUGAAGAGACCAACGACACCUCCACCAUCGAGGAGGUCGUCCGGAGCAUGGUGGAUGUGGAGAGGGAGGAUGAAGAGAGCCAUGACACCACCAGCACUGGCGUGGCGGUGGCUAUGGAGGUGGAGGAUGAAGAGACCAACGACACCUCCACCAUCGAGGAGGUCGUCCCCACCACUGGUGUGACAGUGAAGGUUGUGGAGAUGGGGGAUGAAGAGUCCCACGACACCUCCACCAUGGUGGUGUCAGUUGACGAGGCCUCCAACCACCUCUGCCCUCCCGAGGAGGCCAUCCCCAGCUCUGUAAUGGCGGUGGCUGUGGAGGUGGAGGAUGAACGAGAUGGCAAUGCCCGGUGAUGAAAUAGAUGUUCUGCUGUUGGAGGAAGAGGAGGUCAUCCUCAAUCUCCUUUUAUUGGAAGAAGGAAGGCGUGAGAGAAGGUGGAAUGUCCGCCCCUUAAACAGCAGAAGAGAGGAGCAGGGAGAGUUUAACCUCGUCCGCGACAUGCGAGAAAUGGAUCCAGAGCAUCAUUUUAAGUAUUUUCGCAUGUCCGCGAAUCGGUUUGACGACUUGGUCCAUCGUAUCUCCCCUUACGUACAACAUCAAAGCAGUCACAAGCAACCGAUUUCUGUUCAGGAGAGGUUGGCUGUAACCCUGCGCAUCUGGCCUCUGGUAGCUCGCAGCAAAGUGUGGCUUCCAGCUACCGAAUGGGGUCAACAACUGUGUCUAAAAUCGUGGUAGAGGUAACCCGUGCGCUAUGGCGCGCCCUACAAGAGGAGUUUCUCGCCGUCCCAUCUGCUGCCGAGUGGAAGGAGAUUUCCAAAAAGUUUUGGAGGCUGUGGAACUUUCCCAACUGUGUCUGUGCCAUCGACGGGAAGCACGCUACCAUCAAGGCGCCACCAUCUGCGGGGAGCGACUAUUUUAAUUACAAGGGGACUCAUUCAAUUGUCCUGAUGGCCGCAUGUGAUGCACAGUACCGGUUCACGAUGGUGGAUGUAGGUGCGUACGGCCGUGGAUAUGGAGAGGGAGGAUGAAUUAAGUACUUUACACAGUGCUUUCACUCUAGGAAACUACAACCUUAAAUGUGCUUCUUUAUGUUUUUAAGGAUUAACUAAAUGUGUAAAGACCAGUGAAUACUUGAGCAGAUAGUUGCCAUAGUAAAACAAUUGUGAUUUCAUGACACUGAACUCUCAGGUUUUACAGUGAUAUUAACGAUAAGGGGACACUCCUGUAUGACAUGGGAAACAAGAGGGCCUUCAGGAGGUUCUUUACCAGGGUAUGGAAAGCCCUGAGGAACUCGCUGAUUCUGCUGCUCUGUCUCUGUGGAGGAAGAGUAAGGGGUGUGAAACACCACCCACCCUGCCCCUCCCCCACCUAAACCCACCAACAAGCCUACCCCCACCCAACCACCCCCCAGCCUAUACCUCUAUCUACCCACAUAUGAGAGGCAGAGCUAUUUAUUUAUCACGGUAAGCUACAAUUGGCUACAAUUUGAAUUAAUUUAAUUUCACCAGUACAAAAUCCAUUCUGGGGUUAUAUUGAAAAGGGCUAUGCCCCCUGCUCUCUGGAUAGGUGUGCCCACGCGUGUAGCCACGUGUGUUUGUUUAGGUCUAUUUGUGGGUGGUAGGCUACGUUUUCAGUCUCUGUCGCUGGACUUGGUGAUGGCAGGACACAAAUCUUGGGUGCAGACUCUCCAUCAGAUGUUGGCAGUGCUUGAAGUCCCUGGAGGUGAUCAUUGAAGAGUAGCAGGUGGGCCAUACCUCGGUCCUCUAGACUUCUCAACUGGUCACUUCUCAAAAAGUCCACAUUGAAGUCAGAGGUCCACAUCUGUUCCACCGGCACCUGGAAUAUCCUCUUCUACCACUGCUCCGAUGGACUUUGCAAGCUGGAGGAGAAUGUGUUUCAGCAGCACUGGUCAACAGGUGAAGUUGUUGCUGGAAUUUCCCAUCGUAGUUGUCGUAGUGCAGACAUGUCUGGAUAUCUGAAGUUGGUCACGUAUACGUUGGUUUGGGAAACUGGAAUUAGAAUCCCAGAGUUCGGUGUAGCUCCCGACCUGUAGAGGGCGCAAAUCGUGGUCGAGCCCCAAAAUUGUUACCCGCCCUCCACUAGGGGUCAGAGGUUGGAUAAUCUGUAGUGUAUAAGAGACAUGACAGGUGAUGAAGUUGUUUAGCAUUUCAACAGUAGAUUUAUUUUAAAAUUCUUUACAUAUCGGUUAUACACACAAGUGGUAUUAAAACGUGCCACUUCAGGUAAGUAAAUAACCAAAUAGAUAACAAUUAACAAUGAGACAUGUAAUCCAUGCUUUCAUUCACUUCCAUAAGCCGUAAACUUCUUUAAACCAAUGUAGGCCUACAUAGAAAUUUCCAUAUGACAGCAAAACCAUUAAAAUAGCAAUGUGUUUCACCUUUAAUCAGUAGUCACAAUAAGAAAUAUGAAUAACCUUUUCUUUUCCCAUUUUAUGGAAUGGCACUGGUCUAAUGUAUAAUAUGUUUAAAUCCCUCCAUAGGUUACAGUUAAGUAUCACGUCACAAUUACCAUAAAUCACACAAGGUAACAAUAGAGCAUUUAAAUUAAUUACUCUUCAAUGCGAUUAAUGCACUAGUUUGGACCCUUGAGAUUGCAGCAUACUGCUAUACUGUUAUUAUAAUGGCAUACUCUUUAUAAAUUUAAUACUGAUCCUACUGAUUAUCAACACUCUUAUUUUGGUUGUUGAGAUCCCAUUUCAACACACAACACAUCGUAUUUUGUUUAAUAACACACAUUCAUGACCUCUACAAACUCACAUGGCGACCGCCAUUUUAUGAACUGUUCAUUGAAUGUAUGUCACUGACUAUAAGAUUACACAAUCUUCCGUGUACUUGUGUUACUACGAUUCAUUGCACCAAUAACGUUAAUGAAAACGUAAACCUCAUAGGAUUCAAACUGACUACUGAAAAUACAUCACUUAAUUUAGAGUAACGUUUGCUAUCGUCCACAGUAUGUCCUUACAUACGACUAACGUUAACGGUGCAUCAGUAUUAGCACAGACCACGUUAGCUAUAUGGUUAGCUAGUGGCUAGCUCUGUCGACGAGCACUGGAUAGCGCUCGUUAAAACACAUUUAUUGCCACAGUACACGAACCUAAUCAAAGCCUUUAUAAUAAUUACAUGCUAGAUAUUUUUAUCCUUUCGAAACCUAAUCCUUAUAUUUGUCUUUACCAACCUAUAGUGUAUAAUAAGAGACGACAGGCGAUGAAGUUGUUUAGCGUUUCAACGGUAGAUUUAUUUGAAAAUCCACGAACGAAACGCAGAUCUAUUGAUCCCGAGCAGGAAGCUCCCCCUAGCGGUCUUGAAGGUAAUUUCCAUGAAAAGGUUAUUAAGUUAGAUUCAGUAUAAUACUGCAUUGUAUUCAAAAUGACAAAUAUAAGGGGUGCUUAAUUUUAGAGUGGAUUUCAACCCUUUACACUUUCACUCUGGGAAACUACAACCUUAAAUGUGUUUCCUUAUGUUUUUAAGGAUGAACUAAAAACCAAGAUACUGUAAUAAACUGCUGUAUUCAUAUGAAUUGUAUGACAACAUUAAUAACAUUU
This is a messenger RNA of Conger conger (European conger), 5720 nucleotides long. RefSeq lists its product as uncharacterized. The transcript is spliced from 29 exons. NCBI's taxonomy places the organism in Eukaryota, Metazoa, Chordata, Actinopteri, Anguilliformes, Congridae. Bases 235 to 2511 code for a protein of 758 amino acids. The record is from RefSeq and is a predicted model, not a curated record.